Molecule: messenger RNA, 384 nt
Organism: Entrophospora sp. SA101
Lineage: Eukaryota; Fungi; Glomeromycota; Glomeromycetes; Entrophosporales; Entrophosporaceae
Source: the annotation of a GenBank genome assembly
AUGGCGAAAUUUGCAAUAGCACCAACAAAAAUCUUCCGUUCUCAAUCCACCGAUUCUCAUUAUCUUUCUAAAUCACCAACAGGCUCGUUAUCAUCAUCUUACUCUAACUUGUCAUCCUCUGUCACCAGCAUUUGUUCUGAGAGCCAUAACGAUGAAAUCGUUAUUCUUAGCGCAAAUAGUUUGUACAAUUACAACGGCAAGCAAACUCGAGAUUAUUAUUUUGACGAUGACGACGAUAAUGUCAACGAUGAAGAUUAUUACACAUCUUCUUAUUUUUCAUCAUCCAAUACCAAGCCAAUUGAUAUUCCAAUGAAAGCUCAAAAGGAGGAUAGUUCAUUAGAACCAAACAAAGGCACAUUCGGAGAAGAUAAUGGAUUUCCUUGA